CGUACCUUUCCUGUGCCUGAGCACGCUCUCUAACUCCGCCCCCUCCACGUCACCCCUAGACAGACCGGGGCAGACAUGGCGGAGCGCAGGAGACAGAAGAAGAGGAUCCAGGAAGUUGGGGAGCCAACGAAGGAUGAGAAGGCAAUUGCAAAAUACCUGCGCUUCAACUGUCCAUCAAAAUCAACAAACAUGAUGGGCCACCGGGUUGACUACUUCAUUGCUUCCAAAGCUGUGGAUUGUCUUUUGGACUCAAAAUGGGCAAAAUCGAAGAAAGGAGAAGAAGCCUUGUUUACCAACAGGGAGUCUGUGGUCGACUUUUGCAACAAACUUCUGAAGAAGCAAUUCUUUCAUCGUGCAUUAAAAGUGAUGAAGAUGAAACCUGAAAAGGAUAUAAGGAAAGAGAAGGAAAAAGGAAAAACAGAUAGUGGGAAAGAAGAAGAGAAGAGAAGUAAAAAAGAAGUUCCAAAGGAUGAAAAACCGAAGAAGGAAAAAGACAAGGAAAAGAAAAAAGAAAAUGAAAAAGAUGAUGGCAAAAAAGAUGAGACGCCUGGAACCCCAAAGAAAAAGGAAACUAAGAGGAAGUUUAAGUUAGAACCUCAUGAGGACCAGGUGUUCAUGGAUGGUAAUGAGGUGUAUGUGUGGAUAUAUGACCCAGUUCAUUUUAAAACAUUUGCAAUGGGACUCAUCCUCGUAAUUGCGGUUAUAGCAGCAACUCUCUUCCCUCUGUGGCCUGCUGAGAUGAGAGUCGGGGUUUAUUACCUCAGUGUUGGUGCAGGAUGUUUUGUUGCCAGCAUUCUUCUACUUGCUGUUGCCAGGUGCAUUCUGUUCCUUAUCAUUUGGCUCUUGACUGGUGGAAGACACCACUUCUGGUUUCUUCCAAAUCUGACAGCAGAUGUGGGCUUCAUCGACUCUUUCCGACCACUUUACACUCACGAAUACAAAGGACCAAAGGUUGAACAAAAGAAAGAUGAAAAUUCAGAUAUCAAAAAGCCUUUAAAAUCAGACAGUGAAGAAAAAUGUGAUACUGAGAAAAAGGAAGAAGACAGGAAAACGGAAGCCGCAGAGGGAUCAGGAACAGACGGUUCUGGUGCAGAGAGGCAAUCUGACACCGAUAGUGAUAGACGAGAAGAUGAAGGCUCACAACACAGUAGCGGCAAUGGCAAUGAUUUUGAAAUGAUCACGAAAGAGGAACUUGAACAGCAAACAGACGAAGGGGAUAGUGAAAAGGAGGAAGGAAAUGAAGAUGGAGAAAAAGUUGCAGACAAGCCUUUACAUGAAAAAUGUUAAGGUUCAGCUGCAGUUUUGAGACUGAUUUUGUGCAAAUGGAUUUUUAUGUUGAAUGAUCACCAAAACCUUACAUAAGUUUAUUCACUCUUCUUUCAGAUUUCCAGGAUCUGUAGGGAUCAUCAAUUUCGUUAUGUGAGAAAAAGCGGUAUUGCAAAAAAAAAAAGAGAAAAAAAAAAUGUGAUCUGUUUAGUAAACACAAAUUUUAUUCUGGUAUUAAAAUACUUUCUGAGUUUAGCCGAAAUGCAAGUGACUCAAGAUCGCUUUUUUUCUUGUGUUUCUAUCUGAUCCAAUUACAGAAUAAUAUGUGAUUGAGCUAUAAAAUCCAUGUUUUGGUUGGAUAAAUCUAGGGGCAUGUGGGUUUGACAUCUGCAUGCAACUUAUACAUCCAAGCCUGGCUGGUGCAUGUUGUUGCAAUAGGUCUGUUCAUUUCAGGGAGCUUGUGAUAUAGUUUCAUCAGCUCUCAUUUGUAGCAAAGUAUUUAAUAAUACGACCAAUUUCUAAAUAUAUUUUUAAAGAGUUAAUCUAUAUAUGUAUAAAUAUAUUCUAGAGGUCUCUGACAAUAUAGUGGUAUUUGAUCACUUUUAAAACUGGAGAAAUCAUUCAUUAUAUACCUUUUUGUUAUUGUGGUUUUUUUUAAUGAUUUUGAUGAUCCCUCAUUACAUAUAGUUCAUAAUGUCCCUUCUGUAUUAUAUAGUGUAGAUUUUUUUAUUAUUAUUAUUACUACCCCAUUAAUGUUAUUUGCAACCCUUCUAUCUAACAGAUGAAUGCACCCUCUUUGGUCAGUGAUAAUACUGAAAAAGUACUGUGUAUUUUUAUGGUAUUAAUGCUACUUUUAUUUUUUUGCCAUGUAAAACAGUAGGAGGUAGGAGUUGAAAAACCAAAACUGACUUUUAAAGACAAAGCACUUUUCAUCUUACGCUCUUUUCUUCACAGUUUGUUUUAAUAAUUAAAGCUGCAUUGAAUUUAUAAAUAUAUCUUAUUUCUUCCUUGUAAUAAUUGUUGGUCUGAAUUAAAAUCACCCAAGUAAAUGUUAAAACAUUAACUGAAGUUGCAGUUUUGAGGGCUUUCUUGUGUUACAUAUUCCUUCCAUCAAAAUACCUACAGUGUAGUAUUGUUAUUUGUGUAAAUGGCAUCAGAAGGGUCCGCAGGGAACAUUUUUCAACUAUAAAUAGAAAGAAGACAACCAAGAGCAAAAUUAAAAAUGUCAUGAUGUAUUUUGUGCUUCAGUGAAUGUUAUGAGAUGUGACUACAGUUAAUUUGUCCUCAAAAAAAGAAGAAACAAUAUUUCUGGUGCCAUCAUGCAAGCUAGUUGUGAUUCAUUAAAUUGCAAUGUUAGUGGUUGCAAAUGUUUGUUCAAAUAACUGAUAUUCAGGAUGGCAUCUAUAGCUAGUAUUGCUGUAUGCCUUGUUAUUUAUCACUGUUUCAGUUCCUGUAAUCCCUGUUACCUGAAACAUUCGUGAGCCAAGAUCCAAAUAGGGUUGGGUUUGUAUCCUUACUGUCUGGCACAUCUACCUACAUGUGGCAGAACAGUUUAUUUUCUGGUAAAAUAAACAUGUUAAAUUUAAGAUGCACUUUAAUUACAACUCCAAUUCCUACUAAUAUUGGCCCACUAUUUAAGUAUUUUGUGCACACAACCCCCCCUCCCCCACACACACACAAAAGUAAAUAUUUUAUAAAUUAUAUAAAUGGUUCUUAGGAUACUAUAAAGUUUUAAUGUAGCUGCCGAUUAAAGGCUAUUGCUAUCAUACAAUGUUUUGCCCCAUUCUGCUUUUUAAGGUGUCAAAAGGAAACAACUUGUAUUUUGUAAACAUACGAAAUUCUUUACAGUGUGAGAGACAUAGAUGUUUUCACAGCUUUAGUUUUGUGCCAACAUUCCAUGUAUGUAAGUACAAAGUAUGAUUAUUAAAAAUUAAGGUGAUAAA
Molecule: messenger RNA, 3209 nt
Organism: Bombina bombina (fire-bellied toad)
Lineage: Eukaryota; Metazoa; Chordata; Amphibia; Anura; Bombinatoridae
Gene: SEC62
Product: SEC62 homolog, preprotein translocation factor
Exons: 8
Coding region: 76-1287 (403 amino acids)
Biological process (GO): post-translational protein targeting to membrane, translocation
Cellular component (GO): endoplasmic reticulum; endoplasmic reticulum membrane
Source: RefSeq, a predicted model, not a curated record